Messenger RNA from Anas platyrhynchos (mallard), 4358 nucleotides. NCBI's taxonomy places the organism in Eukaryota, Metazoa, Chordata, Aves, Anseriformes, Anatidae. The record is from RefSeq and is a predicted model, not a curated record.
GGGGCGCGAAGCUCGGGGGCAGCGCUGGCUGCGCAGGCGGAUCCGGCAGCCGCGUCCUCCCCGCGAGCCGCUGCUCGGCUGGGCUGCAGCACCCCCGUCCCCGGUGCCCCCGGGGGGGUCGCGUCACGCCGUGCCCAAUGUGUCACCGCUCGCAUCCGUCCCCUCCCAGCGCGCGUCGCCGGCUGCGGGCAGGGCGAGGCGGGGGCCCGGCGAUGCUGGCGGGCUCCGAGGCGCUCGCUGCAGUGAGGCUGCGGCGCUCCGCAGGCACCCGGGAGGCAGCGGGAGCGGAUCCUGGCUGCGGAGCCCCCCCAGGCUCUGAGCGCUGCGUCCCCCCCGCGUCCCGGCUGCGAAGGGCGAGCAGGACGAGCGGCCGGACCGCGGUGCUGAGACCCGGCAUGGAGUGGCCGGCGGGCACGGACAUGGCGGAGAAGCAGAACCCGGUGGACUACGGGGUCCAGAUCCGCUUCAUCAAUGACCUGCAGGAGCCCAAGAAGCCCCCCAAGGCGCGGGCCAAGCCGGGCUCCUACGGGGUGGCGGUGCGCGUGCAGGGCAUCGCCGGGCAGCCCUUCGUCGUGCUCAACAGCGGCGAGAAGGGCAGCGACUCCUUCGGGGUGCAGAUCAAAAGCGAGGGCGCCUACACCGGCCCCCCCAGCGCCCCCUGGCCCCCCGAGCUGCCCCCCGGCCCCGUCAGCCCCGACUCGGAGCUGCCGGAGAACCCCUACGUGCGCCGGCAGCCCUCCUGGAGCACCUCAGACGAGGAGCCCGGUGGGGGGGUCCCAGCGCCCCCCCGGCACAAGCCCCCCACCAAAGCGUCCGCCCAGGGAGAGCUGCGGAGGACGCAGUCCCACGGCAAUCUGCUCACUGCCCACGAUGACGAGGAGCCCUUCGCCCCCGGCCCACCGCGGGGGCAGCCCGGCGGCCCCCACCAGCCCCGGGCUCUGUCCGGCAGCAGAAGCAGCAGCAUGCUGAGCGUCGCUGCGCCGCCCCGGCCGGCACCGGGCGAAGUGUCCGGCUUUGGGGCUGCCGUCAGGGAGCCCUCCUCGGACUCAGAGGCCCCGGGGCGCCGGCGGCCGGGGGGCUCUGAUGGCAGCGACAUAGACACCAAGCCGCUCUCCUCGGUGGACUCGCUCAUCAGCAAAUUUGACGGGAAGGUGCAGCAGAGGGGCCGGGCAGCCCGGAGGGGCCGCAUCCCCUCGGAGGAGAGGAAGCGCUCGCAGAGCCUCGACGGCCGCGUGUCUCACCGCGCCGUGCCGGACGGCCGGGAGCUGAGCGGUGCCCGGCGCGGGGACUUCGCCCCCUGCCCUCGGGGCCCACCGGCAGCCUGGGCCGGGAGCAGGGAGCCAGGCCGGCGGAGGAGGGGGCGGCGAGGAGCCAGCGGGCGACCCGGGGCACUGGAGGAGCCCCCGACCGAGCGGCUGCAAAGCAAAGCCCGGGCAGAGCUGCAGUUCAAAUCCACCCCGGACCUGCUGCGGGACCAGCGGGAGGUGGCCCAGCCUGGCAGCAGCGAGCACACCAAGGAGCUCAUCUACAGCAUCCUGAAGGAGGGGAGCAGAGACAGCGAAACCUCCCUGAAGAGGAAAACUGCCCUGGUGUUCGAGAAGGUGCAGGAGCUGACGGUGCCUGCCAAGGACGCGGCGUGCUCCCAGCCCCAGCACGCGGAGCUGGCCAGGAAGGUGGAGGAGCUGCAGGAACGGCUUGACGAGGAGACCAAGCUCCGCCAGAAGCUGGAGCUGACGAGGGACCCGGCGCGGAGCGGCACCGCACGGGCACUGGAGGCCCGGCUGCAGGAGGCUGAGGAGGAGAGCCAGCGCCUGCGGGCGGCCCUGGAGAAGAAAGGCCAGGAGCUGCAGAGGAGCCUGCAGGAGCUGGCCGAGGCGAAGGCAGCCCGGGGACGGGCAGAAACCCGGCUGGGUGAGCGCGAGGAGCAGCUGGCGGCGAUGCGCGAGGAGCUCGGCCGCCUGCACCAAGCCUCGGGGGCGUCUCCGGACAGGGAAGCCUUGUACAAGGAGCUGCUGGAGACCCGCGAGGAGCUGGAGGAGGCGCUGAGCUCCAAGCAGCGGCAGGAGGAGCACCUGCGGCUGCGGGAGCGGGAGCUGACGGCGCUGAAGGGGGCCCUGAAGGAGGAGGUGGCGAACCACGACAAGGAGCUGGACCGCGUCCGGCAGCAGUACCAAAGCGACAUGGACCAGCUGCGGCGCAGCAUGGAGGGCAUCUCGCAGGAUCAGGCCAGCCUGGAGUCGGAGAAGCAGAAAAUCAGCGCCGUGGUGAGGAACCUGCAGCGGGAGCUGGAGGAGAGCACGGAGGAGACGGGGCACUGGCGGGACAUGUUCCAGAAGAACAAGGACGAGCUCCGCACCACGAAGCAGGAGCUGCUGCAGGUGAAGCUGGAGCGGGAGGAGUUCGAGGAGGAGCUGCGGGAGCUGCGGGAGCGCUUCUCAGCCGCACGGGAGGAGGCGGACCAGGCGCGGAGCAACGCGCUGGACCCUGGCGAGCUGGAGGCGCUCAAGAAGGAGCUGCGCCAGGCCCAGGAGGCGCAGCGGGAGCUGGUGGCAGAGAAGCAGGAGCAGGACGAGCGGCUGCGGCAGCGGGAGCGGGAGCUGGCGGCCCUGCAGGGCACCAUGCGGGAGGAGGCGUCCAGCCGCGACGGGGCCAUUGAGCGGUACCGCAGGGACCUGCAGCAGCUCCAGAAGGAGCGGGACGAGGCCGUGAAGGAGAAGGCUUCCCUGGAGAGCGAGAGGGAGUCCUCGGAGCAGGCGAGGAAGGCGGUGGAGUCCACCCUGCGGGAGCUGCAGGAGCAGAAGGACGACCUGAGGAGGAAGGUCCUGGGCAUGGAAACGCAGCUGAAGGAGUACGAGCGCAUGGGCGAGAGCUGGGAGGGCUCCCAGGCCCGGCUCAAGGAGAAGGUCACCAAGCUGGAGGCAGAGCGCAGGCAGAUGGAGGAGUCGCUGGGGGAAUCCACGGACCGGGAGCAGGAGCUGCUGAUGGCCAAGAGGUUGCUGGAGACGCGCUUGGACGAGGCGCAGCGCAGCCUGGCCCGGCUGACGCAGGAGCACCAGGAGCUGAGCGCCUCCUUCCAGGAGGAGCAGAGGCAGAAGGAGCAGCUGAAGCGCGCCAAGAGCGAGCUGGAGGAGCAGAAGCGGCUCCUGGACCGGACCACGGAGAAGCUGAACAAAGAGCUGGAGCAAAUGGCAGAGGAGUCGAACAGCUCGCUGGCCGUGCUCAAGUCACAGCUGGAGGAGUUCAAGGAGAAGUCACGGAAGGAGAUCACGGACUCCCAGAAACAAGCGAAGGACCGGGGUGCCGAGGUGGAGAAGAUGCAGUUCAGCAUGGGCCGGCUGCAGGACGAGGUGUCCCGGCUGAAGCAGGCGCUGCAGGACAGCCAGGCAGAGCGGGAGAGCGCGCUGCUGGACAAGGAGGUGCUGCUGCAGCGCCUGCACAACCUGGAGCAGGAGGCGGACGCCAAGCGGCGCUCCCAGGACGACCGCUCCCGGCAGGUCAAGGCGCUGGAGGAGAAGUCCAAGCGCCUGGAGGUGGAGCUGGAUGAGGAGAGGACCACGGUGGAGCUGCUGACAGAGCGGGUCAACCGCAGCAGAGACCAGAUUGACCAGCUGCGGGCAGAGCUGCUGCAGGAGCGCUCCAGCCGCCAGGACCUGGAGUGUGACAAGGUGUCUCUGGAGCGGCAGAACAAGGAGCUGAAGAACCGCUUGGCCAGCUCUGAGGGCCUGCAGAAGCCCAGCGGCAACGUCUCGCAGCUGGAGGCGCGCGUGGAGGAGCUGCAGGACAGGCUGCAGGCGGAGGAAAGGGAGAAGAACGUCCUGCUGUCCUCCACCCGCAAGCUGGAGCGCAAGGUGAAGGAGCUGACCAUCCAGAUCGACGACGAGCGGCAGCACGUCAGCGACCAGAAGGACCAGCUGAGCCUGCGGGUGAAGGCCCUGAAGCGCCAGGUGGACGAGGCCGAGGAGGAGAUCGAGCGGCUGGAGGCCGCUCGCAAGAAGGCGCAGCGCGAGCUGGAGGAGCAGCACGAGCUCAACGAGCAGCUGCAGGCCCGCAUCAAGACGCUGGAGAAAGAGGCCUGGCGCAAGGCCGCCCGCUCGGCCGCCGAGUCGUCGCUGCAGGACGAGGCGCUGAGCUCGGACGAGGAGCUGGACAGCGCCUACGGGCCCUCCUCCAUCGCCUCGCUGCUCAACGAGGCCAACCUGCAGACCAGCUCCUGCUGAGGGCCCGGGGCCACCGCAGGAUCGGGCCGCCGGGUGCAGGAGGCCGUUUGCCGACACGGAGGAAGAGGGGCCGGGCCGAGUUGUGGGCUGGGGGGGCCGCAGCCCCCAGGACCCCGUCUGGCCUCUUUGUCUUCCUGCGGG